Messenger RNA from Arthroderma uncinatum, 4245 nucleotides. RefSeq names its product nuclear pore complex subunit. Lineage: Eukaryota; Fungi; Ascomycota; Eurotiomycetes; Onygenales; Arthrodermataceae. The record is from RefSeq and is a predicted model, not a curated record. Gene Ontology annotation, molecular function: protein binding; structural constituent of nuclear pore. Gene Ontology annotation, cellular component: nuclear pore outer ring. Bases 1 to 4245 code for a protein of 1414 amino acids. The transcript has 6 exons. Gene Ontology annotation, biological process: transcription-dependent tethering of RNA polymerase II gene DNA at nuclear periphery; poly(A)+ mRNA export from nucleus; protein import into nucleus.
AUGUUUUCUUCACAGGGAGCUGGUUCUGUGACGGCCGCGUCUACUCGAACCCGGCGACGACAGAGGCCUAGAUCGGAGGACGGUUUUCAACCUCCACGGGCGAAGAGACAACGGUCUGCAAAGCACACUGAAGCCAGCGGCGAUUCAGUCCUUGACACGGCCGCAUAUGAGCAGGCGCAUUCUUUGGCUAUAGAGGCUGACCUUGAAGACGGCCCUUCACUUGCUGGCGGCGACACGUCCAUCAACCUUCCCGUGCGCGGUCGUAAGGAGUCGGAUAGGCAGACUUACGAUUCGCAUUCGACCCUCAUACUGGAUAAUGGCUUCUACAGUGCUACUCGAGUCUCUGCUUUACCAGAGCCACUCCAGAAGUCUUCAGCGCCAUUCCGAUGUGUUAUUUCUCCAGAGCAUGGGAACUCACUCAUUCUUACCCAUAAGCACGCAUACGUUUGGGCCUAUUCGUCAGGUUCCUCUUCCAUAAACCCCAGCGAUGUCUCCACAUUCAACAUACCUGAACCCUCCGCAAGACAUAUCGACCCCCUCCCGCUCGGCGCGUUUACGUCGAGCUCGUCAACAAGCGAUGCGGGUAUGGUGGUGGUAAUCCCAUCAACAGGGAAAAUAACAUUUUGGCAAACCAUUUCGAACAGCGCUAUUCUUGGGCUGAUAAAGCAAAAAUGCAACACCAUCCAUGGCUCCAUACCAGGAAUGAUGUCUGGAGAAUUUGCGACUGGCCUCCUUAACGCGGAGCCGUCUGGGUUUAUCAUCACCCUUUCCACCGGUCGUGUUGCUCACCUCACCAUCAUGGACGCCCAUGGCAAAGCAAGCUUGAACAUAAGAUUCCUGGACUUGGCCAACCGCGCUGCAAGUGGUGGAAUUUUUGGUGGACUGAAGAGUGUUUUGACUGGCGCUACUUGGAGAAGGAGUAUUGCUGCUGCAAAGAGCGGCAAAUCGACGCAGCGUGGUCAGCGGGAGGUCAUUAUCGCGACAACUUCGGGGUUAAUCGAAGUCUGGGAUAUACACUGGAACAACGGUAGCAGCCUGAAGAUACGCAUGGACGCAAUGCAGGAGAUAAACAGAGCUCUCAAUGAGUCGGACUUGGGUCCUGAAAAUGGAGCGCUUGCCUCCAUCCAAGUUCUGGACUUCGCGUUUAAAGAUGCUGGCAAAUCUUCGGGUGAUAUUGGACAGGAUCUCUCACUCUGGGUGCUAUUUUCGGUUACGGGACAAACUACCUCAUACUUCGUUAUCGACUUGGCCUUUCCAGAGAACCAGCCUGAGGCUAACCAGGUCGUCAAAGUGGAUUACGACUGUUUAGAUCAGACCUCAGCCGAAUCUACCCCAAAGAUAUAUGUCCCUAACCCGGGGCAAAACGCUUUUAUUGUCUUCCAAAAUGCAACUGCAUUGGUAUCACUAACGCCAUAUGAAACGCCCACCAGUGACGACGCUUUCGAAUUCCAAGAUCUAAUUCGAUUCCGGGAACGAGACAAUUAUGCAAUUAUCGGGUCCAGUCUCGAUGACGGUGGUGAUGAGCACCAUCGACCCUGCUGUGUAUUGGUUAUUCAAAACUACGGACUCGUCCAUCUCUCUAGCUUGCGCUUGAAACAGGAAGAAGGCCAGGAAGAUCAAUUGACCACCAAACUGCGGCUUGAGCAAAUUGUCUUCUUUGAAAAUAUCAAAAACAACCCAGUCGAUUUCUAUCAUUACAAGGAACUGGCCUCGAGAUCUCAUCUUGAAGAGGCAAUACUAAAUAUCAGCGACGAAAUUCUUCGGUCGAGCUCAAGAUAUAUCUCCGCUACAGCCCCGUCACUUGAACACCAGAUGACCCUGCAUUCCAAUGCUCUACAGGCUCUUGCAAAAUAUAUCAAAACCCAGCAGAUAGAACUCGGGUAUUUUACUCGAUGGCAGCUGCUCUGGAACGCAGAGAAAAUGGCAGCGAGUAAGGCAAUCUGGGUUCUUUACAACAGCCUCAAGAAGAGGUACCCCGAAAAAGACCUAUAUCUCGGUCAUUUGAUCGAAACCAUGGGAGAAAGAUUCAAGACUGUUACUAAAAAUAAGGAUGGGCAAGAGGAUCCUAUCAGAAACUGGUUCAUUUAUGACACCUGGCAGAUGGAGCAUAUCAUCCCAUGGAUAAUGAAUGGAAUUCGAGUCGCCUACAACAAACCUCCGAGCGUGACACCGGACUUUAUUGACAAAGUCUGGCAGGCAGGCGAGAUCUCACUCGCCGCAUUGGAAUCUGCCUUCAGUUUCCGCCGAGAGAACGCACACCUGUACGGAAUCGACGAGGCUUCGCUGUCAAUGAAAACCCCGCGGUGUGCUGAACUCCCUGAAUUUUGGACUUCGCUGGAUGUUAACUACGACGAGACGGAGAACUUGCUAGACACAGAGCUCAACACGUGCAUUCAGUGGAUGCGACAGAGGUCACAAAACAGCAACCCAGAAGCCGAGGACACGCCCGCCAAAAUUCUUGAGACCAAUCUUCCAAGACAGUUUGAAGUCUUUUCACAAAUUUACAAGGAACGACGACAAUGGUGCGCAAUGAACGAGGACCGUCAGAUCCAAAAUGACGGCAAAUCCCUAGAGAAAUCCCACCACGAGAGACGGAAGCAUCAGCUAUACAAAAUGGCCGCGAUUGGCCAUCUGGAGGAGGCUGUAACUUUGGCUGAAAAUUUCAAUGAUAUGACGGCGCUCGUGGAGUUGAUGGUUGAGGUUCACGACAAGAUCGACCGGAAGCACCCUCAGAAAGCGACGGAUCGAGCAGCCUCUGGCGCCCGCGAGGAGGCCUUGGAUCAGUGGCGGUCUAGGAUUGAUACUUACUUUACGAGAUAUGGAGAGCCUUGGGCCGAUGCAUUCUUCACCAGACAAAUCAGCUCUGGUCAACCCGCCCUGUUGCUAGUUAUGCGAGAAUACAAAAACGACGUUACCCGAUUCCUCCGAAAACGCCCCGGAUACGGAAAGCUGUCAUGGAUGAACGAGGUCCUGGGGGAGCGCAAUUACGACAAUGCAGCAAAGAUCUUGACCGAGCUUGCAACACAGCACGAGACCAACCUGUGGAGCAAAAGGGUGGAGCUUGCACUGGCAAAGCUCUCUACUCUGGCCGCGAGGGAAACACAGACGGGGAUGCAGGUGAACUUGAGUCGUUUUGAGGACGAGACGGAACUGGCAGCGAUACAAGAGUCAGUGUAUGACAACCUCCCUCACCUGAACGAAGCCAUCGACGAAAGCGCGCGACUCCAAAUUGCGAAUGACCAAUUCGCGAACGUCAUCGUCCGCUCCAAGCCUGCUCUACGCGAGACCCUUCAACGUGGGCUAGCCAAGCUGGUGACGCGAUGUCCGGUUCAGGGAGACGAACUGGCAGAUCUGCUAACGCUCAUGGACCCGAUCCCUGUAACGGAAUCGGAGGAUAACGAGGUUGCCGGCCACGAGUUUAGCCUUGCUCUGCGGGCCCUGAACCUGGGCGGGUCCGUCAAGGGAGACAACCGUUACCGCGAGAACCUGGAGAAGAUUGUAUGGCGCCGAUGCAUGAUCCGAGACAACUGGGAGCAUAUCAGCGCAACGGCGGGGAAGACAGACGAGGAGGUCGAGGACGAGAUACGCUCCACUGCGCUAUUCAAGACAAUGGUGGACUAUACUAAUGGCCUUGGUCUCGACACCGAGUCAAACCACCUGCACCGGCCCGGCGACAUCCUGGAUAGCGUUGACGUGCCGCAUAAACUCGUGGCUCGGCUGCUUCCCGAACAGCGUGCCCACCUCUCUACCGAGCUUGAGGGCGAGAACAGCCUAUUAAAACGGUACAUCGAGAAGGGAAAGCUUGAGCACUGGUUUGCAUGGAUUGUCGAACACGUGACUCGCUCCCACAAGAUGAACGACAGAGACCACUCUGCUGUCGCCGACGACACCGCAGCCAGUCCCCCAGAGCACCUCCCUCGCUACUUUGCAAAGUCAGGACACGUCGACGCUGACCCCAAGAAGACGAAGAAGGACGGCGGCGGCAAAGGCAACUGGGGCCGCUCUGGAGACGAGGUACACGACUACGGAUAUACAUUCACCAAUACUCGCCGUCGGUCCAACAGCAGCACCCACGGCCUGGCCGACUUCAAGACCAAGUUCGAGACACAUGAGCCCGAGCCUGUCUUUGAAGAAGAGACGCACGGAGACGAGACACAGUCGGACGGUGUCGUUGAGAACGGUACCAAGCUUGAGGGCACAGAUUCCAGCUCCAACGGGGAUGCUGUCGAGGCGAGAAAGCCAUGA